AUGCCGAAUGCGUUCCAAGACUUGUCCGAUGACACAUACGGGCCGCAGUUCCUGCACAACGCAGUGGUGAUCAGUGCGUCUGUCAAGACUGCCCAACGCAUAGCCUCCUUACUGGCUUCCUGCCGGGGCGAACGUUCCAUGGGAGUUGCCGCCGCAGUGUGCAGCACUGAACAAGCGGGUGAACAUGCUGAACAUACUGAACAUGCAGAGACAGAGGGCCACAAUGUUAUCGAAGCCCAGGACCUGGAGGACCUUGACCCAGAAGAUUUUGACAUCGUGAUAUACGUAGGUCCUCAUGGAAUUGAUGCAAUGCUGGAGGCUGCCUGGACAAGCAAAGGUAUUUUUAGGCGAUGGGAGGAGUCCAAGGAGGAGGAGCAGACCAAGGAGCUGCUGACAAAGCUCGACGAUGUUGCCAUGCGAAGUGCUUGUGGUGCAGGGACAUCAUGCUGA
Messenger RNA from Symbiodinium natans, 450 nucleotides. The record is from the annotation of a GenBank genome assembly. Lineage: Eukaryota; Dinophyceae; Suessiales; Symbiodiniaceae.